This is a messenger RNA of Ahaetulla prasina, 619 nucleotides long. Its product is annotated as lysozyme C-1-like. Gene Ontology annotation, molecular function: lysozyme activity. Bases 48 to 413 code for a protein of 121 amino acids. The transcript is spliced from 4 exons. NCBI's taxonomy places the organism in Eukaryota, Metazoa, Chordata, Lepidosauria, Squamata, Colubridae. The record is from RefSeq and is a predicted model, not a curated record.
CGGCUUCCUGGAGAAGUCGGAUAUCGUCCUCCAAGGAGCUGACAACAAUGAAGGCAUUAGUGCUCACCCUCCUCUUCCUCCUCACUGCACCCAGUGAAGCCAAAAUAUAUUCCAGAUGUGAACUGGCCUCAGUUCUGAAUCAAAAUUGGGAGGAUAGAUAUCCGGGCGACUUGGACUACUGGAUAUGUAUGGCUUAUUAUGCAAGCAAGUACAACACCCAAGCUGUGGACGUGCAUAGAAGUGGCUACUAUGGGAUUUUCCAGAUUGCUAACAAACAUUGGUGCACAGAUGACAAUUUCCGUCCAACACGUGGCUGUAAUAAACCUUGCAGUGCUUUCAUAGAUGAUGACAUCACAGAUGAUAUUGCUUGUGCUAAGCGUAUUUGGAUGGAUCACCUACCGAGCACGAAGUGACUGAAAUCUUCAAAGAAACCACCAUACAUCGUGGUCUACAAAGACAUGCAUUAUGUUUAUUUUUAUUCUUAUUCCUUUUUUGAAGGUGGCCCUGGACCAAUAACUGCAUAGGACCAAAUAUGUCAAAAUGGAGCAGAGGCUGCAAGGGCUGAGAUUGGGAAGAAUGAAUGGGUGGGAGAGAGGGAAAGACUUUGCUUUUUAAAAUC